CAAGCCAGGGCCGCCCUUCUCUGACCCCCGGAACCGGAGAGGGACGAAACGAGCGAACCAGGCGGCCGCCGCCGUCCCUCGUUUCACCGACUUCCUCUCCAAGUUCAGCUCCGCCCCCCCACGAUCCCGGCAAGCCAUGUCCUGGCGGUGGGCUCUCGCGCGGCGCGUCGCCGCCCAGGCGCAGCGGCGGCUCCUCUCCUCCUCGGCGGGGGCCCUCCCGGGGAGGCAGCCUCCGCCGCCCUACCAGAUUCGGAGAAAGGUGGCGGGUGGCAGAGGAGCUGCUUUCGUGAGUUCGCGAUGGUUGCAUGAUGCUCAGUACCAGGUUCGUCAGGACGGAGUAUCAAGGUCUGAGGAACACCAGGAUCCAUUUGAAUUGGUUGCUGAUGAGUUGUCAAUUCUUGCAAAUAGGCUACGAUCCAUGGUGGCUGCUGAGGUCCCAAAACUGGCAUCAGCUGCUGAGUAUUUUUUUAAGGUGGGAGCUGAGGGUAAAAGAUUCCGACCCACGGUUUUGUUAUUGAUGGCAUCAGCUCUGAAAUUCCCAAUAUCAGAUUCUACAGAAGUGGGUGUUUUAAGUAUACUGGCAAAUAAGCUCCGCACGCGACAGCAAAAUAUUGCCGAGAUAACUGAAAUGAUUCAUGUUGCAAGCCUUCUACAUGAUGAUGUACUGGACGAUGCUGACACUAGGCGUGGUGUCACUUCAUUGAAUUGCAUUAUGGGGAACAAGCUUUCUGUUCUGGCUGGUGACUUCCUACUGUCUAGAGCAUGUGUGGCGCUUGCAGCGCUUGGGAAUACAGAGGUGGUAUCUCUAAUGGCUACUGCUGUAGAACAUCUAGUAACUGGUGAAACCAUGCAGAUCUCCACAAGUAGAGAGCAAAGAAGAAGUAUGGAUUACUACCUGCAGAAGACAUACUACAAAACAGCAUCAUUGAUAUCGAAUAGCUGCAAGGCCGUUGCUAUUCUUGCAGGGCACACUGCUGAUGUGUCGGUGCUUGCAUAUGAAUAUGGUCGAAACCUGGGUUUAGCCUUUCAGUUGAUCGACGAUGUUCUUGAUUUCACAGGCACCUCGGCAUCCCUUGGGAAAGGUUCAUUAUCUGAUAUCCGUCAUGGAGUCAUUACUGCACCAAUGCUAUAUGCGAUGGAAGAAUUCCCACAACUACAUGAAGUUGUUGACAGGGGUUUCGACAAUCCUGCAAAUGUUGAGCUUGCCCUUGACUAUCUACAGAAGAGCCGUGGUAUUGAAAAGACAAAAGAACUUGCAAGAGAACAUGCUAAUCGUGCUAUAAAAGCCAUAGAAGCUCUCCCAGACAGCGAUGACGAAGAUGUUCUGACGUCAAGGCGUGCUCUUAUUAACAUCACAGAGAGAGUCAUCACGAGAACAAAAUAGCAAGUGUUAACAUUCACAAUGUGAACUGGUGAUAAGGCUGAUUUUCGCCACAGGCGUGGUGUUCCACAUGGAAAAUUUUGUACACUUUGGUCAUUGCAUUCUUUUCAUUGUCCAAGUUUUGUGUAGCAUGGAUGAAAUUAGAAUCCGAAGAUAUGGAUCAGUAUUCCUCAGCAUCAUCCCCCCAUCUGCAGCUGUAGUGUUCUUAGUUACAGGUUGCAGCUAAAUCUGUGCAUUAGUAUUACUGAUUGCAAUGAUCACCAGACUGUAGCAUUGUAGCCAUAUAAGUGGAAGCAUGGAACAUAAUAUACCAGGAAAAUGAAUCGGCUUCUGUCAUGGAAGCACGAUUUCGAUA
Messenger RNA from Oryza brachyantha (malo sina), 1736 nucleotides. RefSeq names its product solanesyl-diphosphate synthase 1, mitochondrial. The transcript has 12 exons. Gene Ontology annotation, cellular component: transferase complex. The coding region runs from base 137 to 1384 and encodes 415 amino acids. Lineage: Eukaryota; Viridiplantae; Streptophyta; Magnoliopsida; Poales; Poaceae. Gene Ontology annotation, biological process: isoprenoid biosynthetic process; ubiquinone biosynthetic process. The record is from RefSeq and is a predicted model, not a curated record. Gene Ontology annotation, molecular function: prenyltransferase activity.